UCGCUACUGCAGCUCUGGACACGUCUCAGCUCUGCCCUACACAAUGCGCGACCGGCCACGAUCACAUAUGCUCUCUUCUUCAACACCGUGCGUCCUGAUGGCGCUUGCUGGGGUAAAUCAUGGCGUCCUGGGCUUCGUUUCCCAAAGUAUCGCACCGACGACCUCAGUACUGAGUACAUGCCGUGCUUGCCUCAGGACAUGCGGGACCGCCGCAGCUGCUGCAGGACUCUCCCAUCCAGCAGCCGUACGGCACGCUGUCAAGAGGAGGCGGUUUGAUAGUGCGCUUGGCUGUGCUUCUGCGGCCACUGGAACGAGCAGGCCGUUGGAGCUGUGGCUUGAUGCGAGAGGGGCAAAGGCAGACGGAGCCGUCAGCGAGUCGGCCCUCUUCCAAGACCAGGCCGAUACAGUACUGCGCGACGACAAUACGACUGGCAAACUUAGGUCGACGUCGAAAAGGAGUCUCGUUGUGAAGGAUGACGGCAAGCUCAUGGACGAGAAGGGCACCGUGGUGGGGGCAUCGCUGGAGGUGACAGACCCCAAGAGUCAGAGCAGAGCCCUCUCCCUCGUCGGCUCGGUCGAUUGGAUACAGGUGACAUGCUCGGAUUGGACCAUGAUACCGGCGGAGAACCUUGUUUCCGCCGCGGGAGGCACCCCUACUCGCAUCGCUGUGGAGCUGUCUGAGCCGUCCCAAGUCCAAGGCGCGGCGUUCGCCCUCCAGAUCGGCGUGGACGCCCUACUGCUAGGGCCGGACCCGGACCUCUGGGAAGCUGCCGUGAGUGCCCGAGAGCAGCGUGGCACCGACGGCCCUGCGACAGGCGUGCUUCCCGCGCCCGCAGAUCACGGCGAAGGCGGAGCUGGGGGGGGGUUAGAUGUAGUGGCGCUGUCUACGGGCAGGGUGACGAGGACGCGGGAGGGGGGGGUCGGGGACCGCGUGUGCGUGGACCUGAUCCAGAGCCUGAACGCCGGCGAGGGAAUGCUCGUCGGUUCGAGCGCUAAGAUGCUUGCCCUGGUGCACGCCGAAACUUUCGAGACCGGCUUCGUGCCCGCCAGGCCAUUUCGGAUCAACGCCGGACCCGUCCACUCUUACGCACUGCUUGGGGACGGGAGCACCAAGUAUCUCUCCGAGCUCUGUGCCGGCGACCAGGUGCUGGUGACCAACUGGAAGGGGGAGUCGAGAAAGGUGGCGAUAGGACGCCUCAAGGUGGAGACGCGUCCGAUGAUCAUGGUCGAGUUCCAAGGCGAGGGCGGGAGCACGGGCCAGCUAUUCCUUCAGCAGGCAGAGACUGUGCGGCUCAUCAGCCCGACCCAACCUGAAACCACCGCCGAGAAGAAUAGCAACGAAUCCGAGUCAGAAGCAGACAGCAGUGGAUCGGGGGGAGGCUGGGUGCCACUUUCGGUAACCGACAUCGAAGGGGGCGAGGACCUGCUGUUGCGGGAGAUUAGCCGAGGGACGCACGUGGGGAGGGCUAUAGAUGCUGUGGUCACGGAGACAUGA
This is a messenger RNA of Ectocarpus siliculosus, 1495 nucleotides long. NCBI's taxonomy places the organism in Eukaryota, Phaeophyceae, Ectocarpales, Ectocarpaceae. The record is from the annotation of a GenBank genome assembly.